GAUUUUGUUUCAGCGUGCUACGGAAUUGUUUCGGUGCCCACCGGGCCGUGGUUCUGUGAACGUUGUGUUGCAACUCAUGGCAAUGGCUAUAAACGUGCCGCCACGAACGGCAGCGACGGCGAUUACAACCAACACGUUGGCGGCAAACAAGAGCAGCAACAGCUGCAAACCGACGACGACUUGGACAACCUCAGCUGCAAGCUUUGCCCUUACAAGGACGGCGCCUUUAAGCGCACCGAUACCGGAGCAUGGGCUCAUGUUGUCUGCGCUCUUUAUAUUCCAGAAGUGAAAUUCGGCAACGUCACAACCAUGGAUCCCAUUAUUCUUGCACACAUACCACCAGAAAGAUACAAUAAGACUUGCUUCAUAUGCGAGGAGCAGGGUCGAAUGGAAGAUGCGAAAUCUGGGGCAUGCAUGCAGUGCAAUAAACCGGGCUGCAAAAACUACUUCCAUGUUACCUGUGGGCAGAAGGAGCGUCUUCUGUUCGAGGAACCCGGCCAACUAGAUAAUAUUAAGUAUUGCGGUUAUUGUCCUCACCACUUCAAGAAGUUGGUAAGCGGUGACCGAAAGGACAAUCUGACGUCAUCAUCGUCAUCAUUGGCGCAUAAUUCGGCUUCAGUACCCCCGAAGUGCGAGAACUCUAAUAGUCGCCUGUACACCGAAUUGCGCAACAUGUUCGACUCGGACAACGCCGUGGACAAGGUGACGACGCGUAUGCGCAAGUCGAGCGCAGGAGUUGGCGAUAAGACGGACUUGGCAGCUAACAGUUCGACGGCGACCCUGGACAGUCAGUCGCCUGCAGGAGGAGGCUACGUAGCGGCAUUUCAUUCGUAUUCGCCGUCGUUGCCUUCUCACGUUUAUCUCGUCUCUGGCUGUGGCCAGGGCAACACUGUGUCUCACCCGUAUAAGGUGUCGUCCAGUUACAGCCUGCUGCAGCCGUCCACCACCUGUUCCGGCAGUUGCUAUGUCGGACCGUCGUCGUCUGCAUCGUCAUCAGCCCUUAGUAGCAAUAGUACCAACUUUUACCCUGCUGUCUGCAGCAGCAGUGCAGCAGUGAACUCGUUCUCCGCCAUCGGUGAUCCAUCCGCUAUGGCUUGCGUCUCUUUUGCUCCUUCCCAUAUGCCCCUUGACGCCGCGGUACACGCUUCGUCGUCAUCGUUGUUGUCGUCCACUUGUGUCCCCCCAACGACGACUAACCCCUGCUGCCCUUCGUCAGAUGUGACGACUUCACCCAACGUUGUCACGAUUACCGGCGUAGCCGGGGCCGGUGUCCAGCAGUUACCGUUGGUUCAUGGGAAGCGAGCGGCACCGCUGAGGAUCGUGAAAACUGAAAUUUUAUCACCGCCGAAAAAGGGCAAGCGACCCAACAAGAAAACGGCUAGUCGCAAAUCGUCUUUCGACGCCUCCACCACCCCUGUAGCUGCCAUUUCUUACGACGAUCCAUCGACGAAAACCGACGGCGGCGUAAGCAACGGUGACCCGUCCAAUCGUCCUUGCUGCUCUGCUUCGUUGGCGGCCACCGAAACUCCGCUUACCAAGCUUCCCGGCGUGUCAAGCGUCAAAAACAGAGCAGAUGGCAAUGGUAUUUUUGGCUUUUCAACUGCUCCAGCUUCUGUCAGUUCCGUUCAUUGCUCUAAAAGAGAAGUGAAAACAUCAGCUGCAUCAAGCGAAACUUUUGUAGGUCCUGGUCCGCAUGGCACUGGCGUGCUGUCGCUAUCGUUCGAACAACUACUCGAGCGUCACUGGGAACAAGUCGCCUCAUUACUCACGUGCCUUCACCAGCUCAAGUCUGAAAAUAAAAAGUACGAAGAACAUAUAGCGUCGUUGGUCACUCGUCGCGACCACUUGUUGGCGGUCAACGCUAGACUGUCCCUUCCACUGAGUUCGCACCAAAACUCGUCGUCGGUUGCUCCUCAUAUGUCAGUUAGCUUCCCAACUUACCAACAAGGUGAUCAGAUGGUAGGCGGAGAGCAAUUUCGAACGAACAUCAUCAACCGCUAUUGCUCUGAUCGUUUCGAUGAUCCUUCGUUGGUUCCCACCAGCAUCCCGCCGAUGUCUGGUCAUGGCGUCGGUGGUGGUGGUCGCCCGACGGCGUCAAGCACAGUCUUUCCCCCACAGAACAUUGCCUCGUCGCGUCCAUACCUGGUUCCGGCUAGCAACCCUGCUGUGCCUCAAGACGGUUCCGGUGCUGGACGCGGUGCUUUCACGGCUGCGUCUACCGCCACCGCAUCAACCGCCAUAACGGCGACUACGAGUCCUGUUAUUGUUCCGUCGGCCACCACGGCGGCACCUCUGGUCAAUGGCCUCAGUGGCUUCGCCAACGUCCGACCUAAAAACAUUAGUCCCGACAAGCAGAGCUCGUUUCUUAUCCCUAGGACUCCUACGCCGCUUAUGUCGAAUACUGACCUGGUAAAACCUGCUGCCGCCAAUAUUCUUUCUUCCCAAUUUUCGGUUGCAAACCAGGACGUGCAUCAUUCGCAAGUGCUGUAUCAGUUGAUGGCACAGCAACAGGCGGUAGCUGCGGUGUACGGAAAUGCGUUCCCGAGCUUCAUGCCCACCACGUCACCGCACAUCAGCAACACAACGUCCAUGAUGCCACCGAAUCAGUCAAUGUUGCACGCGCCGUAUUCAUCGCAUACCAAGAACCAGUCCUUGAAUCCUUGA
Messenger RNA from Soboliphyme baturini, 2664 nucleotides. NCBI's taxonomy places the organism in Eukaryota, Metazoa, Nematoda, Enoplea, Dioctophymatida, Soboliphymatidae. The record is from the annotation of a GenBank genome assembly.